Messenger RNA from Carassius carassius (crucian carp), 1847 nucleotides. Its product is annotated as signal peptide, CUB and EGF-like domain-containing protein 2. The coding region runs from base 330 to 1331 and encodes 333 amino acids. The transcript has 9 exons. NCBI's taxonomy places the organism in Eukaryota, Metazoa, Chordata, Actinopteri, Cypriniformes, Cyprinidae. The record is from RefSeq and is a predicted model, not a curated record.
CAUUUCAGAAACUGUUGGACCUUUAACUGGCGUCGAGCUCGUUAAUGUGUCACUCAAGUUAAAUAGUUCGCUUAACUUCUGCAUCGUGCUCAGUUUAGUUCAUGUUUACAGAAUGUUUGUAAAUGAUAGAAACAGCACGGUAACAGUGAAUCGUUUCAGUCUUUGUUUAGGAAUGUGACUAAUCACAUGAUUAGUGUCAUAUGACAUUGACUAGCCCACGAAAGAGGGAAUGAGAGCAGAAAUCUUCAACAGUUCACAAUAAUACACUAAGGAUGUCGUCUGUCGUGAUGAGUUCAGAUGGAUAGACAGAUGUGGUAAACCGCUGGAUCAUGGAGCGAUUGGGAGUUUGGUCUGUUCUCGCCACCGCUUGUGUUUUGGGAGUGGUGAUGAGUCAGACAACACUCAGUCCUGCUGUGACCAUCACCACAGUCAGUGUAAGCUUGAGCACUACAGGGCCCAGCUGCUCCGGCCUCAACACCUCCACCUGCACGGCCUGCGCUCCUGGCUCUUAUUAUGAUAACGAAACUCUGUUGUGCUCCUGCUGUCCCGAGGCAGGCCUGUGUGUGUUACCUGGAGCCUGUCUUCUGUGCGUCCAGGGUUUCUAUCAGCCUCUAGCAGGACAGCAGGGCUGUGUGCCCUGUUCAUCUGGGUUUUACAGCAAUGUCACUGGAAGCCCUGUCUGCCAGCCGUGUCCUACUGGGUCCUACAGCAAUAACACAGGCUCUGCUUCCUGUACAGCAUGUGCACCAGGUUUCUACACAUCUUUGCAAAAUUCAACAUCCUGUAACCCAUGUCCACAAGGCACAUCCUGCAAUUCCUCCAGCUGUACUCAGUGCCAGGUCUGUCCCGCAGGCUCAGAGGCUCUACAGACCGCUUCCAAAGAAUGUACGCCUUGUCGCCCAGGAAUGCACAAGCCUUUCAAACAAACCAAGUGUCAGAUCUGCCACAGUGGUUUUUAUCAGAUCCACUGGGGCCAAGAGAACUGUGACCUGUGUCCUGAAAACCACUACUGCCCAAGUCCUGAUGUAAAUCCGAUCCUGUGUCCCACUGAUGCGUUCUGUCCUGAGGGCAGCACGACUCCUGGUUACUGCAUGGAGACCUUCUUCAGAAAGGCAGGGGAGACGUGUGAACUUGCUCCUGUUACCAUUGCACUGCUUGUUAUUGGAGGAGGAGUGGGUCUUCUCUUCAUCAUCGUUUUGGUUCUGCGGAAGAGAAGAGAUAAUGACAGCGAGCUUUCCCUUGCUCGGACGCCCCUCCUGCGAAAAGACCACCCACCUGGCCACUUCUAUGGGAUCCCUUGUGAUGCAGAGCCUGUUUAUGCAGGCUGGUGACAUUACCAAGUACACUGACCUGUUUUCAACUGCACAGACUUUGUUUGAAAGUUUCUAUUUAGAACUUUAUAUUGGUAAGAUACUAUUAAAUAUUAAAAGAAUGAAGAGACUUUUCUGCAUUCCAUUUUUAAAACCUGUUUACUACUGACCAUGUUGUGGAGUUACGUCUCUUCUGAUUCUGACUGCUUUUGGAGUCUGGAAAUUAUGAUAAACCAUUUGUUUUUGGGAGGGGGGUGGGUUGUGCACCAGAUAUGUUAAGCCAUGGUACUGAAAGGAUUUUGGACUAAAUUGCUGGAUUAUGCUUCUUUUGUUCACAGAUGUUUACUUUUUUUUUUUUUUUUUGGUACCACUGUUUGUUUACCUAGGGUCCUCAAGGUACAUUGUAUUAUAUUAAUUAGCAGUAUAUCUUGUAUUUAACAUCUGAUGUCACAUUAGGCUACUUUUAAAACAAAAUAUUAAGGAAAUUUUUCUAAAGUUGUACUGGAAUAAACAUCUUUUCACAACUUUGAUAUAAAA